AUGGACACUGACUUACUGCUAGUUCUUAGCAGCUUCUGCCGUGUCCGCAUGCAAGCUCGGCCGGUGUUUUCUGCAGAUUCAAGGACGUUUGUUGAUGAUGUCGACACCUUCAUCAAGCACUGGAGGCGCAGCAGGAGUGAGAAGACUGCGACCUUGCUCGCCUUUUUAAAAGUUGUGGCUUAUGGCUCUCUGGAGGCGGAAACAAGAAGAGAACAACUCAUUGGGUCCUGGCUGCUCUGCAGCCUGCUGAUGGAGAGGAGGGCAGACCUUGGCAAGCUGUACUGGCAGUGCGAACGCACGAAACGAAUUUUACCACUGUCGUUGGGAGUAAACCGCUUUGGUGUUGACGAGCGCGGGAGCAACGUAUUCAGCUCACUUAGCCUCGCCUCUGAAGCUGCUAGACCACACAAUAAGGGCAUAGCUCCAACGAGUUUCUUAUCAAAUUCUGUAAAGGGUUUCCGCAAAGAGAUUAGAGGUGCUGAAACUGCCGCCGCUUACAGCGCUACUGUUCAGGGUGGGCGGGAUUUACAAACCCCGGAGCUCGAUUUUCUUCUGCUUGAUUGCGCAGAAAGCAAGGAUGUAGUUAUUUUCUGCACUCAAAUGACCCAAAAGCGGAAGUUCUUUCGAUCGUGCUGCGUCAGACGAUUAGACGAUUGCUGUCAUGUAAAGCACUUGGAGGUGUGCUUGACCGAAUCAGGUGUACAAGUUGUUUUCGUGCAGCAGUCUGUUGAUAAGCAGCUGAAAGAAACUUUUAGGAGGCGGAAGGUCUUGUUUCUUGAGCGACUUGGACGCAGGACUGUAGAUUUAUCGGAGAAAACACUUCGAUGGACAGUCUUCGAGAACUUUAGCGACUGGCUCUUUUUCAUAAGAGCAAAACCCAGUCGAACGUCGUGGAGAUGCUGGGCAACGGCCACGCAGCAUCAAUUUGGUCUAACCCUCAAACUGCGUGUAAGAAACUGCCCCAAGAACGCUAGAGAGAGUACAGGAUCAAUACGGCGCUCCUCGUAUGGUACUGUGAAGAAACCGGUCCUCCGCGAAGUAAACAGCAAGGUUUUGGGGACCGAGGGAUUUGGAACCGGGGGUGAGAUCGAGGCGUUUCUGCUCCGGAAUAGUCUUCUCGCAGCCCUGCUGUGCGGGUGUGCAAAUGCCAGGGAGAAUGGUGGAGGGGAAAAUGUAGUGUUUGUCAUGAACUACGAAACUUCAUUGCGUACUCUUGACACAGCAUGUCAGCUGUGCCGUGUUCUUAUGUAA
Molecule: messenger RNA, 1251 nt
Organism: Leishmania mexicana MHOM/GT/2001/U1103
Lineage: Eukaryota; Euglenozoa; Kinetoplastea; Trypanosomatida; Trypanosomatidae
Exons: 1
Coding region: 1-1251 (416 amino acids)
Source: RefSeq, a predicted model, not a curated record